AGAAGAAUCUAAUAAAUAAGUGAAGAAAAUAACUUUAGAUAACUCUGAAUGGUCUUUUGAAUUUCAGUGACAUUCAACAAGAACAAAGAUUACUCAGUUUGAUUUUUUUGUUUUAAAUUUUUUUUAGUUUGUUAAUCAUUAUGGAUGAAAGAAAUCAGGUGGCCACUGACCUGUUGAAUCUUACAACGCGCCUCAGCGAUAAAGUCAUGGAACUUCACCUCCCUAAUCUAUUUGGCGGGAAAGUAGCCAAGCGCUACGAUCCGGUGAAUUACGCUCGACAACCGUACCAGGAAUAUCUCAACAAGUUUUUCCCGCCAGGGCAAGAGCGACGCCCAGCGGGGAAAAAAAUUCUUUUCCUCGGCAUGAAUCCCGGUUGGGGAGCAGCACAGACAGGAGUCCCAUUCUGCGAAUCAGAUUCAGAUUGUCAGCUGCUGUCAAUCAACUGCACUGAAGUUGGACGUCCUAAAGAAGCAAAGACGGACGACACGGACGACACGGACGACAAUCCUUUUAAAAAUGCCAUUAGAACGAAAUGUGAGAAUCGACUAUGGAAGCUGCUGCUGAAACUCUUCGAUAACGACGUGAAGGCGCUCUUCAGUUCUCAGCUGGUCUUCGUGCACUACUAUUGUCCUGUGAUGCUGCUCGACUCCGAAGACAAAUACUUAGCCGUGAAGAAGCUUCAGGGUGGCGGGAGUGCUACUAAGGCUGGUCGCCGUAAGCUGGAGUCUCUGUGUGACGAGGCUCUACGCGAGGUCGUCAAGCUGCUCUGCGUGACGGACAUCGUCGCUGUGGGAAAAUAUCCAGCGCACGCCGCUCAACGCUCCUUCCAUACCGCAACCAAAACCGACAAUGUUAAGAUCCAUAGGAUCAGUCAUCCAGACAAUAAUAAACUGCUUUGGAACGAAACUGUUGAGAAAAUUCUUCGCGACGCCCAGCUUCUGUAAUACUUCCAUAAAUAUUCGAAGGCAGAAGUUUCUUCUUCUAAACUGGAUGAUCUCACGAAAAAUAUCUCGAAGACGGACUUUGGCCAAGACGAUGACGAGUGAGUAAUGGAAGAUAAAACAAACUGACCAAUAAAUGAAAAUUGAUGCACGCAAGGGUUGUCACUGCCUGAAAUUAUCGACAUUGUUUCAAGCCACUAAAUGAACAAGUUACAAAUUCGUAUCAGAAACUUUUUACAUAUUUGUACCUUAUUUUAAACUAAAUAUUUGCAAGAAACUUAUGUGAUAGAUCUAAUACAACGGACUCUCGUGCUAUUAUUGGAAACAAACUAUAAUCUUCAUCUAUAGAAAUUCUGCGUCACUGCAUCCGUCAUUGCUUGGGCUGAUGCAACAAGAGUUUGAAAAUUUUAACAAAGUUAACAAAAAAAUCACUGUUUUCAUUUCAUUUUCUCUCACUUAAGUAUCACCAAAUUACUGGUAUUCUUCGUUAUUUUAGGAGAUCCCCUGUUUAUAUGGAUUACAUCUCUUCAAUCUUGUUGCAAGCUUGUUGUACCUGGCAAUUUUUAAAUAGAUUUUGCAAUAAUAAUCUAUUCUACCUGUUUACAGUUAUACAGUCACAACAAACAACAUACAAACUAUGCAUCUAUGAUUUUCAUGACGUCUAUUUAGGUAAAAUUAUCCGUGAGUGAUGAUUUGAUUGAGUUUGUGAUUUUUUUUGCCUUAUAAAUGUCCAUUGCGGUUGAUUGCCGUUAUGUAAUGACUGGAUGAUAGUAUCAUCUCCAUUACAAAUCCGGUAAUGGUUCGAUACUGUCUGAUACAAUCACUCUUCGAAAUAACGGUCUGACCGGCGUUCUAGUGACCGGCUGCCCCUGGAAAUGAACCGUUUCAACUUUUUCAAAUCUUGUACGGGUUUCCAGUAUUGAAUAGGAACAAACAGCCACACAGUGUUUUUUCCCUUGCCGACCGGUCACUGAGAUGUCGAUAAGAGCGUUUUACGAUGAUUUUUUGAAGUGUUGCUGCCACUCUCGUCACAGUAGUUGUCUUGAAGAGAUCAAAAAACUAAUGCUUCUUAUGCUUUGAUUUAUUUGUGAUUCACUUCCGUAGAGGAGCCAAGAUACUAAAGUAAAGCUCGGCAGUAUGGAAGGUGCAACCAUGAAAGACGAGGCCAUGGAAUAAAAUAAUGGCUGGUCUUUGCAGCAUAGCAAGAAGCGGAAGGAAGGAGAAGGAAGAGCGAGUGAUGUAACUUUUAAUCUUAAUAAAAAAAUUGAUGUCUAAAUUCAUACAGUCGUAGGAAAAAAGACUACAUAGAUAUCAAAAAAUUUUUAAUUAUUAUUGACCCAUCAGAAAAAUAUGUUCCUUUGCUGGGGUCACCCAGGUUCGGCCAGCCGUACUAAUAGUACUUUAACGUAGACCCCAACAAAGGCUUGCAAUGAAAGACACUUCAGAAACCACUCUCUUGAAUAUGUAGUUCCAAAACUCACCUAAAGAAAAAGAACAAAGAAUAAAUAACCUGAACUAACAUAUAAACGAACAAAAGACAAAGUAUGAACAAACCUUCUGAUGAAUAAACUAAUCUAACUUUACAGAAUAUAACAGAAUAAAGAACAUCUCGGAAUAACCACAAAAUGCAAAACACAGGAACCAACAAAUAACCAAGUUAAAACACACCUUGACACUGUGGGUUCAAAUGCGGGACUCACUAACACGGACUAUAACCUACAAAUCUAACUUCCGCAUUUUUAAACUGAAAACUAAAAUUACAAAAAUACAAAAUUUUGAAAAUACUAAAUUCUAAUUCCCUAACACCUUUGACGUUUAUAUUAGUAAUUUAGUUGAUAAUAAUUUAGGAAUUUAGUUGAUAAUAGAAUAUUUUAAGACUGAUCUAGAUGUAUCGAACAAUCAAGGUAAUUGUGUUUGUUCUCGUAUGAAUAAGAUGCUCGAAUACACCAGAAAGUCUUUAUGAAGAGAUUUAAUUUUCACAAAUUCUCAAUUGAAGAACUGCAUGGGCUUCUAGCUUCCUAUAUAACUGAUUCCACUUUCUAUAUAAGAUUCUAUAUAGCAAAGUUUGACCUCUAAUCCCCAGCUGUGCGUGUCAUCUAUGUCAUAAACUAUCAAUUGUACUAAAAUUUUGUGCGUAAAUAACCACGUUCCAGCAGUGACAUUUGAGAGAGAUGCCCACAAUCUUAUUGUAUAUGUGACUCCUUCUCAUCUUAAAAUAUAGUUAUACAAUACUCUAAAUUUCUGCACCCAGACUGAUUGUCCUGCAGUUGUGUACGUUUCUCAGGUCAUUCUGGCUUCUCUAAAUGCACUUCCUUCUGACGUUCAAUAAAAUCUCCAUUGCUUCCGUUGGUCUCUGUUAUUUCCAAUUGCACCGCGAUUAAUUAAUGGAACUGCUAGAAAUUCUUGUAUCGUCCUAUCAACCUUGGUUAUGCCACGUCAGCAAUUUUCAUUCAAAAUUAUUGGAGUAAUUUUCACACAAACAAAACUCUAGUACAUUUGUUAAUUUACAAAUACAACCAAAUGGAUCAAAUCUCCUCUCAAGAAUCAUUAUUUGGUUUUUAAUCUUUUGAUCCCUCGAGAAUAUUACGCAAUUAUCGGUCGAUCGACUAAGCUCAUGUUGGAUCUCGUCUAAAAGCAUCAAAGACGGAGGAGCCUUUGAUGAAAUCUUUAAAAUGGUAUGACUGGUUGUACUUGCAUUUAAAACAUUUUAACCUGCGUGUUAGUGCAGUGGAUGCUCCAUAACUAUUUUUUACAUUUCAGAGACGAAACUCUUUCGUGUUGCGAAAUAUUAGAAUCAUAUUAGAUUGAAUAGUUCAAUUAUGUAUAUAAACAUCUGCUUAACGCUGGCGUUAACUAUUCUUCAUGGAAAUAUUAUUCCGGAAACCUAAUAUUGAAUAUUAAAGCAAAUUUUAAUUGCAAGCAGUUAGUAGAUUUAUGGCAGCAGCGCAUUAAUAGUUCAAUAUCAAUGUUAUGAAUACGAAUCCUUUAAAUUCUUCAGUAACUGAAUAACAAAGUUUUAUAAUGAAUACAAGUGAAAAACGCCUGUGGGAAAUAAAUUUUAUUUUCAUAGUUUUUAGAACACCUCAUAUACAAUUCUACGCAUGAUUAAACCUUGACAAGCCAUUUGCGUUUACAGUUUCGAUGCUUAUAUUGCAAAGAUCUGUCUCUUAUAUGCAUUACCGACGCGUCUCAUCCUGCUCUGUCCAGAAAUAUGUUCAACAUGGUGUUAGAAAGACCUAAUAAUGACUUUAAUAAUAACACUUAAUAACCACGUAUUUUCUAUGCUAAGAAGACUAGAUUAGUUAUCGAUUUGACACAAUAUACUUUUACUUGUCAAAAAUUCAAUUUAGCUGUAAAUUAGGCAUUGUGCUGAGUCAGGACAUUCUGUGCAAGUAUAAAAACGCCUGUUAAUCAUCUUAGUGAAUCUAAAAUUUCGAAUGUUUGAUAAUGCAUACUGCUUGUUGAAUAACUUGAUACUUUGAUGCUUUUUAUUGAAUAAAUGAUACUCGCUUUGCUGGUAUUCUAAAGUACACAUUUACCUAAUGUAUCCUGUCAGGUACAAAAACUAUAAAAUGUUUAGGGAGACAAGCAAGCAGUAGAAUUUGAAUCGAUUUGGUGCUUGGCACAAGCGCGUUAAAAUUGCGUGUAAAUCUUUUAAAAUUUUUUUGCUGCCUCCGGCGAGCAUCGUUAAUUAUUAAUUCAACUUAGGACACGAAGUUGAAGUGAGAAAAUUGCUUAUUAAGUCUGACCAUGAAUCAUUGAAUAAAUUUAUUUGAGUUUUAUAUGUUUUGGCAACAAUCAUGUGAAUUUAUAGUAAAUUUUCAUUGUUGCUUUCAAGAGAUCGCCACGAACCUUGCCUUCGAUGGCCAGAAACAUCGACAUGUGUCAUUUCGUGAAUCAAAUUUUUUACGUUUAUUUAAGGUUCUGGAUCGUUUUUCUCAUUCUGCAAACUACUGAAAACAUCAUUUUUAAAAUUUAAAGUCAGCCUAUGUCAUUUAAAGUUAUUUUUAAAAUAGAAAAGUAGCCUAUGUUUUAAGGCUAUCGUUAACAUCAAGUUCUGAGUUCAUUGAACAAACAACCAUGAACGGUCCCAGGGUAGCUAGUCCCGUCGGUGAUGUUUGCUUUGGAUUGGGCAAAAGGUCUUUCCCUAAACCUCUGCAUCUGUGAGCGCCUAAUUUCCUUAAUUAAACUGCCACAGCAAAAAACAUUACACCAGUACGUCCUCAUCGGAUGUGCUGUCGAACUUGUGAGUUCUCCAGCACGUACAGGGUGGCCAGACGGACUUUUUUCCGGACAAAUUCCGCAAUUAAUUUU
Hyalella azteca is the source of this 5255-nucleotide messenger RNA. Its product is annotated as single-strand selective monofunctional uracil DNA glycosylase-like. NCBI's taxonomy places the organism in Eukaryota, Metazoa, Arthropoda, Malacostraca, Amphipoda, Hyalellidae. Gene Ontology annotation, biological process: base-excision repair. Gene Ontology annotation, molecular function: oxidized pyrimidine nucleobase lesion DNA N-glycosylase activity; single-strand selective uracil DNA N-glycosylase activity. The coding region runs from base 141 to 944 and encodes 267 amino acids. The transcript is spliced from 5 exons. The record is from RefSeq and is a predicted model, not a curated record.